CCACGAUCCCCUCUUAUAAAAAUAAAAAUAAAAAUCCACAAUCCCCUCACAUGCCGCCGCUCUUCCCUCGCCGUCGCCGGGGCUUCACGACCCGGCACGCUUCCGGAAUCAUCUACCAGCUCUUCUACACCGCUCUGAUUCUCUGCAGGUCUUGUUGAUCGCCAGAUUCGCCAGCCCGGUGACCUCUCAGCCGAGCGCUCCAGACGGCUGCAGUCUCCGCAUCCCGAGUCCACAUUGGCCCGUUGCGCCGCCGCCCCCCAUGGGUCGGUUCGGGUGGCUCCGGCAUGCCUCGAGGUUCCUUGCGCCCCGGUCGGGCGAGGUGGCCGUGCAGAGGUGCGCAUGGAUGCAGCCGAACACACCUUGCAGCACUACUGGCAUCUAUAUUGGCGAUAAGUUCUAUGGUCGAUUCAUAUUGACACCAUUUGUAUUGAGCCGGAGUUUUCAUGCUACAGGUCACCGUUGUUCGGAACACAAGGACUACUACAAAAUUCUUGGUGUUCCUAAGGAUGCAUCACAGGAUGACAUCAAGAAGGCAUUUCAUUCUCUUGCCAAAAAGUAUCAUCCGGACACAAAUAGAGGCAAUACUGCUGCAAAAAGGAUGUUUCAGGAAAUAAGAGAUGCAUAUGAGACACUACGGGAUCCUUCAAAGAGAGAGCAAUAUGACAUGCUAUUUUCUAGAGGGUCAAGGAUGGAGCAUGACACAUUCUCAGGAUCCAACAAUCAGAGACAUGAUCCUUUCACAGAAUUCCACAGACAGAAUGAUGGUCGUUUCUCUAGUAAAUUCUAUAAAAUAUUUUCUGAGGUUUUCCAGCAAGAUAUAAACGCGCAGGCAAAUGAUAUUAAGGUAGAGUUGAAUCUGUCUUUUAGCGAAGCUGCCAAUGGCUGCAUAAAGCAAGUGUCCUAUAGCGCAAAAAAUGUUUGUGAUUCAUGUGGCGGGAGAGGUCACUUGCCAAAUGCAAAGAUAUAUGUUUGUCCCUCAUGUAAAGGUUUGGGAAGAGUCACUAUGUAUCCAUUCACAACCGUUUGUAGUUCUUGCAGAGGUGUUGGGAAAGUAAUAAAGGAUUACUGCUUGACAUGCCAAGGUUCAGGGGUGGUAGAUGGUAUGAAACAUGUAAAAUUGGAUAUACCAGCAGGACUUGAUUCUGGUGACACAAUCAAUGUACCGGAGGCUGGAGAUAGUGGUGGACUUGGUGUCCGAUCUGGAAAUCUACACAUAAAAAUUCAAGUAGAAAUUGAUCCUGUGUUUACCCGAGAUGGUGCUGACAUCCAUGUCGAUAAAAGGAUAAGCUUCACACAGGCAGUGCUUGGUGGAAAAGUUGAAGUACCUAGUUUAAAUGGGAAAACAGAAGUGAAGAUACCCAAAGGAGUCCAACCAGGGCAAGUUGUAGUUUUAAGGGGGAAAGGAUUGCCAGAUCCGUCAGGAUACUUCGGGGACCAAUAUGUCCGAUUCCGAAUUCAUUUCCCCUCGGUGGUUACUGAACGUCAGCGCGCGCUGCUGGAAGAAUUUGCAGUAGAGGAAGCCACGAAAGAACAGAACACUUUUGUAGCAGGAAAUUGGUGGCGACUAGUUGCAGAAAAUAUGACAAGGCAAAAUGUCAUGAUCGGAGUCGGCAUCCUCGUACUGAUUCACCUGAUGCUGAGCAAGGCUAUGAGCUAAGGCCCAAGUUCACUUGUGCUGGGGCAGUGGGGCAACAUCAAAUACUAUAAAUUCUUCGAAGAUUCAGCUUAAUACAAUGAAACAAUGGUUGCGAUUCUUUAAAGAUUAUUUUCACCCACUAGAGAUCACAAUUUUGAAGAAGGCGUCGGUUAGAAGGUUGCUGCUUCCUAUGGUAAAAUAUUACAAUAAUAUCUGCUCACAUAGUUCUGAAACUAUAUGAAGCUGUCAAUUGAGUAAAAAUUUCUUGUUUUUUUCCCUCUUUCCGUGUAAAUGUAAUGUGGAUGCUCUAAAGUUGGAAUAGUUCAACGUGCUGGGUGAAAUUUAUUGUAUCUUUUAAAUUCGCGCACCCUUUAUCUUCGAUCA
Messenger RNA from Sorghum bicolor (sorghum), 2020 nucleotides. Its product is annotated as chaperone protein dnaJ 1, mitochondrial. Gene Ontology annotation, cellular component: cytoplasm. The record is from RefSeq and is a predicted model, not a curated record. Gene Ontology annotation, biological process: protein refolding; response to heat. NCBI's taxonomy places the organism in Eukaryota, Viridiplantae, Streptophyta, Magnoliopsida, Poales, Poaceae. Bases 260 to 1657 code for a protein of 465 amino acids. The transcript is spliced from 19 exons. Gene Ontology annotation, molecular function: ATP binding; heat shock protein binding.